UGCAGGGGCCCGGCCCGGCCACUCCGGCCUCCGGCCGCGGCGCCCCGGCCCCCUGCCCGCCCCCGCGGGGCCGCGCCUGGGCUCGGCGGGAGGUGGAUGCGGGGCCGGGGCUCCCCGCCCCCGCGCCGGCAUUGUGCUGCCGCUCGCACUCGGCAGGCGCGGCGGCACCGGGAACCCCGGGCGCCUGAGGCAGCCUCGCCGCCUCCGCCUCCUCCUCCUCCGGAGCUGGGCGCAUGAUGGCGGCAGCCGCCGUAGCGGCGGUGAGCAGCGCCGGGAGUGGCAGCAGCGAUACCUCCAGCACGGGCGAGGAGGAGAGGAUGAGGCGCCUCUUCCAGACCUGCGACGGCGACGGGGAUGGCUUCAUCAGCAGGAAUGACUUGCUGAUGGUGUGCCGCCAGCUGAAUAUGGAGUCGUCUGUCGCGGAGAUCAUGCACCAGCUGGGAGCAGAUGAAAAUGGAAAAAUUUCCUUCCAGGAUUUUAGUCAGUGCCGCAUGGAACUGGUACGAGAAAUCAGGAAGGAGGAAGUGGAGCUUUCUGUGAAAUCGGAUGACUCUUGUAAAAGGAGAAAGUUAAGGGAUAGGAUAGCUUCCUGGCCAACUAGCAGCAAUAACAGUUUAGGUGCCUUAUCGGGAGCCAGAGAAAGCUGGGAGUAUGAUUCAGGAGCAAGAGACCUUCAGAGUCCAGACCUCCAGAGUCAUUUUACACUACAAAAGGUGUUGGAGUAUGGUGGAAGCAAUGUGACUCAACAGGCUGCUCUGCAAAGACUUGUAGUUCAGGCCUCAAAUUUUAGCAGCUCUGUUGGAGGAAGCUACUUAGAACUUGCCAACACUCUUCAUUUGGCAGCCCUGGCUUCAUUAAAGGGAGACAUAGUGGAGCUUAAUAAACGUCUACAACAAACAGAAAGGGAGCGUGACCUACUGGAAAAGAAAUUGGCAAAGGCACAGUGUGAACAAUCCCACCUAAUGAGAGAGCAUGAAGACGUGCAGGAGCGAACAACACUACGCUAUGAGGAACGAAUCACAGAGCUGCACAGUAUCAUCGCCGAAUUAAAUAAGAAAAUUGAUCGACUACAGGGAACAACAAUAAGGGAGGAAGAUGAGUAUUCAGAGCUGCGGUCAGAGCUCAGCCACAGCCAGCAUGAGGUUAACGAAGACUCACGCAGCAUGGACCAGAAUUCUGUUUCGGUACCAGAGAAUCAGUCCACCAUGGUCACUGCAGACAUGGAUAACUGUAGUGACUUGAAUUCAGAACUGCAAAGAGUGUUGACAGGUCUGGAAAAUGUUGUCUGCGGGAGGAAGAAAAGCAGCUGCAGUUUAUCGGUCGCAGAAGUGGAUAGACAUAUUGAACAACUCACUACUGCCAGUGAACACUGUGAUUUAGCCAUUAAGACCGUGGAAGAGAUUGAGGGUGUGCUGGGACGUGACCUUUAUCCAAAUCUAUCUGAAGAGAGAUCUCGAUGGGAAAAGGAGCUAGCUGGCUUGCGGGAAGAGAAUGAGAGCCUCACGGCCAUGCUGUGCAGCAAAGAGGAGGAGCUGAACAGGACCAAGGCCACCAUGAAUGCUAUUCGUGAAGAAAGGGACAGACUGCGUAGAAGGGUUCGGGAACUGCAAACACGUUUGCAAAGCGUGCAGGCAACAGGCCCAUCCAGCCCAAGUCGUCUCACUUCUGCCAAUCGACCCAUUAAUCCCAGCACGGGAGAGCUGAGCACAAGCAGCAGUAGCAAUGACAUUCCCAUAGCCAAGAUUGCUGAAAGAGUGAAGUUGUCAAAGACAAGAUCAGAGUCUUCAUCAUCUGAUAGACCUGUCUUAGGAUCAGAAAUCAGCAGCAUAGGGGUGUCUAGUACUGUGGCUGAACAUUUGGCACAUUCCCUCCAAGACUGCUCAAACAUCCAGGAAAUCUUCCAGACUCUUUAUUCACAUGGAUCUGCUAUCUCUGAAAGUAAAAUCCGAGAGUUUGAAGUGGAGACAGAGAGAUUAAAUAGCCGUAUUGAGCACUUGAAAUCCCAGAAUGACUUGUUAACAAUAACACUGGAGGAGUGCAAGAGCAAUGCCGAGAGGAUGAGCAUGCUUGUUGGGAAGUAUGAGUCCAAUGCCACAGCCCUCAGGCUUGCAUUGCAAUACAGUGAACAGUGCAUAGAAGCAUAUGAGCUGCUGUUGGCAUUGGCAGAAAGUGAGCAGAGUCUCAUUCUUGGGCAGUUCAGAGCCGCAGGUGUUGGUUCUGUUGGAGACCAGACAGGUGAUGAAAACAUCACCCAGAUGCUUAAGAGAGCUCAUGACUGCAGGAAGACAGCUGAGAACGCAGCAAAAGCCUUGCUGAUGAAACUAGAUGGGAGCUGCGGGGGAGCCUAUGCAAUCACAGGCUGUAGCGUGCAGCCAUGGGAAAGCCUGUCAUCCAACAGCCACACAAGUACUACCAGUUCAACUGCAAGCAGUUGUGAUACGGAAUUUACAAAGGAGGAUGAGCAGCGGCUGAAGGAUUACAUCCAGCAGUUGAAAAACGACAGGGCGGCAGUGAAACUGACAAUGCUGGAGCUGGAAAGCAUCCACAUUGAUCCCCUUAGUUAUGACGUUAAACCUCGUGGAGACAGCCAGAGGCUAGACCUGGAAAAUGCAGUCUUGAUGCAGGAACUUAUGGCAAUGAAGGAGGAGAUGGCUGAGCUCAAGGCACAGCUUUACCUGCUAGAGAAGGAGAAGAAGGCAUUGGAAUUGAAACUGAGCACUCGAGAGGCCCAGGAGCAGGCCUACCUCGUCCAUAUUGAGCACUUGAAGUCUGAAGUGGAAGAGCAAAAGGAGCAGAGGAUGAGGUCUCUCAGCUCAACCAGCAGCGGAAGCAAAGACAUAUUGGGCAAGGAAUGCAGUGAUGGCACCGCAACACCGUUAACACUAGCUGAGCUGAGACCGUACAACGAGAGUGAACUGACUGCUGAACUGACAAAUGCACUGAGGCGGGAGAAGAAACUGAAAACUAGAGUGCAAGAGUUAGUGAGUGCUUUGGAGAGACUCACGAAGAGCAGUGAAAUCAGACAUCAGCAGUCUGCAGAAUUUGUUAAUGACCUUAAAAGGGCAAACAGCAACUUGGUAGCAGCUUAUGAAAAAGCAAAGAAGAAGCAUCAAAAUAAGCUGAAGAAACUGGAAUCGCAAAUGAUGGCCAUGGUGGAGAGACAUGAAACACAAGUAAGGAUGCUCAAACAAAGAAUAGCUUUACUAGAAGAGGAGAACUCUAGACCACACACCAAUGAAACUUCACUUUAAAUGCAUCUCUUUCAAAGAUGCUUUGUGCCAUUACAAAUUUCUUUCUUUUGGAGGCUGACUUUUAGGUAGCUUCAAACACUAAAAGCUCUGACUGUCAACGCUGACAUACUUAAGCACCUUCUCUGGGAUCCCAGAGAGGUGCCAUGGGGAUAAUGUAAGUGUUAACCUUAAGGACUGUUUCAUAAUGUAAAAUGGCAGUGCCUGAAUUAUCAUGCUAUAAUUAUGUACGUUGUCUGUGUCAUUAUGUCUAUAUUCACACAGCUUCUAUUAAAUUUUAUGUUUGUCCCAUGGAUGACAGUGUCAUAUAGCAAAAUAAUUCAUGUUAAGAGGGUUUAAUUUGGGCAGUUUGGAGAUAAUUUGAGAGUUUUCCCCAUCCCUGAGCUCCCUCUGCACACAGCUCUGUAUUGUACCCUCAACACUUGCUGCUGUAGUUAAAUCAACUAUAUAGGCAGCUGCAGAGUAGGGAGAUGAUAGGCUUGCUUGAUUUUUUUGCACUGUACUUGCAGUACUGUCGCUCACAGUGCAGAUCAGGUAGGAAAACUCCUGUUGAUUUGGGAAAAAAAACAAGAAACCCUAGUUGCAUCUCUGAAAACUAUGAUAACGGUGUAUUUCUUACAGUUUGUGAGAGGACUAAAGGCUCUGAGUUUCACCAUGCCAGAUAGAUUGUGCCAAGGUUGGGUAAGAAGUUACAGGAGACCUCCUGGUAUUUAUAUUGCAUGGUGUUUGCAAUUAUGUUGUGAAACAGUUCAUUUUUCUUGUUAAUACAUUAUAGCCAAGGUUUUCUUUAAGAAGCUGGGCCAUUUUUGUCAUGUGUAUAGUGCUUAUUAUGGCUUUCUGUGAUCGAGAGGUAGACUGUCUUCUUUUUAUACUUGUUUUGACCAAAAAAGGUACUUACUAGAAAUGUACCUAUUUAAUAUUGAAUACAUAGGCACAAAACUAUAAAUGUGUAGGUGUAUGGAUAUACAGCCACAAACAGAAUGUGAAUGGUGAAGUCUUCAUACGGCUUCUUAGGUUAGUUUUUGUUACUGCUAACAUUCUCUUCUUUUGUUUAAGUCACAUCAUGUUACUGUAUUAUCAAACUGAAUAAAUUGAAAAUGUUGGCCUAUUACAGUAAUGAACACGAAGCAAAGCAUGGCAAUCAAGCUGAUUUCUCUAGGGAGCAAAACACGGAAGUCUGCCAUAGCACCUUUCAUUCAGAAUUUGCUUCUUUGUGACUAUGUAAAAAGCUUCCACGUUUGUUUUAACAUGCCAAAUUAGAGUCCAUUAACUUCAUUAGCCUGUUACUGUGUUACACCUCUAAUCUGUAUUUUUUAGGCUGUUUUCAAGUGAAUCUGAUUUCAGGAGUUGUUUAUCCUUUUUGCUUUACCUGUUGUGUUGCACCUCAGGUUUUAUUAGUGUAUUUAGAAUUAGGAUAACUUCUCUCAUUUAUUCCUCCAAUUACUACUACUAAGGAAAUAUUUUUAGAGGACUUGAACCAUUGUUGUCUACUCUUGGGUUAGGCCAGGCAGCCAAAAGUGUUGUGGGAAUUUGUGUUCAGAAUAUGGCAUUACUGUUAAGUCUUGGUUACAUCUGAAACUGUAGCAGUUGGUGUUCAUGACAUCUCUUAUUACUGUAGCUGCUGUUUUCUUCUUUCUUAGGGUAGUGAUUCCUACUCUGGAGUCUGAAACAUCAGCUGCAAAGCCAACAUCAUAAGUGAUUGAUUGCAAUACCAAUGAAAACAAUGCUGAUUUCAAAAUUAAGUUGUAGGUAGUGAUGCCCUGGGAUUAGUUUUGAUCAGUCCUCUUUCUCAAGAUAAUUGCACUUCUUAAUUUAUAAUGCAAAUGGAAAUUUUUGCAAACCAAUCUGUUGAGGGAGCAGGCACACUGAUUUCUUAUGGUCUUCAUGGUUUUGCCAAGUAUCUGUCUAUGGUGUUUCCCUUUUCUGGGCACCAAGUUUCUCACCAACAGGAAUGUGAGGUUUUGCUGUAAGCUUCACAGCUGGUCACACUUGUUUCUGAAGAAACACAAAAUAAUCCACUGUGUACUGUGGCAAAAAUGCAGUUGCACGUUUGCCUUCUUGCAUCUGAAACACCCAUGUAACUUGAGGUCAUCUCAAACCGUCCAUGUGAAAUACCUUUUGCUUAAGGUGACUAGAAACCACUGCUGCACUGGCUUUCCUCUUGUGUUCAUUUUUUUCUAUUUCUUGGUAGCUAGAGAAGCUGCUAAACAUAAUACAAUGAAGCUUAAAGCAUUUGAAUUGAAACCUGUCUUCAAAGGAAAGAUACAAAUUAAGAAAGCAUAAAAUGCACCUGGGUUUAAAGGCAUAAAAAGCUGCAGUGUCCCUCGGUGCCUUUUUCAGGCCUAAGGAGUUGCUGAUUCUGCAUAAACUAAAUGCUGUUUUACUACAUCAACUGCAUAUGUUCCCUGGCAACUGUGCUCUAAAAGUGUUUUAGAAUAAAUUAUAAAUCAUCAGUAAAUGUAAGCCACUCCCCCUUUCUUCCCAUAGGGCUUGUAGAUGAAAAAUCUAGACUGGUAUCAUACAGCCUCAGCAGUAGCUAUAGUUCACCAGACCACCAGUUAUUUUGCCUGAACAAGCAGCUACUGCUUCAUUUGUUGGCAUACUGGAAAAGACUAAGAGGGAAGUGGCAAAACAUUUACUCUUACUGUGAAAAGUGUUUAAUAUUAACAAUUAGCUGCAGUUCCAGUGUACCUGUUAAAAUGGCACCAACCCUAAGGAUAUAUACCAAAAAAUCACCUCCUUUUAUGCAACUGUUUGAAAUACCAGCACACCAGCCUAUAGACAAGUGCGCAAAUCACCUUGAGGCACAGCAACCUAACUCACUUAACACUUGUUGCAGAAACAGUACAUUUGCAAAGCAAGAAAAAGAGGUGGUUCUUGCCAAAGAACCCAAGUUGUUCACUCGUUAAUUAAUCUUAGGGUGGUUUUAGGGUUUGGUUUUUUUUGAAGUCAGAGUGCAUGAAACUUUGUCUUUCACAGUGUGUUCAGAAAAAAAGUACUUUUUUUUCCUAAUCAAUCAAAUGUAUAAAUCUUAACCAGCUUGAAUGUACUGUUAGCUAUUGCAAAGCACAUGUGACUACAUUUGCAUUAAUGUCAGUAUUGUUCCACUGGUUUUAUUAGGAUUUUCUCCUCCUUUAAUACUGUACCAUGCAUUGUAAUUUUAGAAACUUUUCACAUUACUGAAUUAGCUUUAAAUGUGUUGCUUUUUAGUUUCCUAGCUGCUGUAAAAUAGCUAUUUUGUGUUUAUUUGAUAUAGAAUUGUAAAAACUGCAUUUAUUUAUACAGAGACAUUUAUAAUACUUAUUUUACAAAUGUUCUUAUAUUCUGAAUAAAUUUCUAAUGCUG
Messenger RNA from Harpia harpyja (harpy eagle), 6593 nucleotides. RefSeq names its product MCC regulator of WNT signaling pathway (gene MCC). The record is from RefSeq and is a predicted model, not a curated record. Gene Ontology annotation, biological process: negative regulation of canonical Wnt signaling pathway. Bases 234 to 3251 code for a protein of 1005 amino acids. The transcript is spliced from 19 exons. Gene Ontology annotation, cellular component: cytoplasm. Lineage: Eukaryota; Metazoa; Chordata; Aves; Accipitriformes; Accipitridae. Gene Ontology annotation, molecular function: calcium ion binding.